Molecule: messenger RNA, 3013 nt
Organism: Lepisosteus oculatus (spotted gar)
Lineage: Eukaryota; Metazoa; Chordata; Actinopteri; Semionotiformes; Lepisosteidae
Gene: fgfr1op2
Product: FGFR1 oncogene partner 2
Biological process (GO): response to wounding
Source: RefSeq, a predicted model, not a curated record
GCCGCAUCCGGUGUGCGUGCGCCAAUCAACCGGAAAGGCUUUACAUAAACAGGAAAAAGAUUCCGGACUAAGAGGUGCUGGAGUUCUCAGAAAUGAGCUGUACGAUAGACAGAGUUCUGGCUGACGCUAAAGCCCUUGUGGACAGGCUGAGAGACCAUGACAGUGCUGCCGAGGUGCUGAUUGAGCAGACAACCUCCCUAAACAAGCGAGUUGAAGCAAUGAAACAGUACCAGGAGGAGAUCCAAGAGCUGAACGAGGUGGCAAGACACCGGCCUCGGUCGACCCUGGUCAUGGGCAUUCAACAGGAGAACCGCCAGAUCAGAGACCUGCAGCAGGAGAACAAAGAACUGCGCACUUCUUUGGAGGAGCACCAGUCAGCUCUGGAGCUCAUCAUGAGCAAAUACAGGGAGCAGGUCUUCAGGUUGUUAAUGGCCAGCAAAAAAGACGACCCUGUCAUAAUCACAAAGCUGAAAGAGCAGCAUUCCAACGAAAUGCAAGCUCAUAUUGACAAGAUCAGUGAGAUGGCGACAGUGAUGAAAAAGGCCAUUGAACUUGACGAAGACCGGGUCUGUGAAGAGGAGGAACGGAUCAGACAACUUGAACUCGAGAACAAAGGGCUGAGGGAGCUGCUCAAUAUCAGCCGCGAGGCUUUCUUAACGCUGAAGAAAGACGACACGUCCGAGAGCACCUCGCUGUCCGGCCUGGUGACGAGCACGGACCUGAGCCAGAGGAAGAGCUAGGGGGCCGAGGACCGGCGGCGAACGCACUCGCUCCCCACGGGCGCCGGCGUCAGGAAGCUGUCACGCCGGGCGCAGCCCCUGAGCCUCUGCUUUUUACCUUUCCUAGCUAACUGUGGACGUGAACGCUUGGUCUUGGUUCCGAAUUGCAUCGUGAACGGACAAAAUGAUGUGCUCCUUUUACCUUUUUUAACUACUAUUGUACAGAGAGAUGCAUGAAUCCUUUAGCUGCAGCUGCAGAGCGGUGAAAGAACAAAGUAUUUGUUGUUGUUGAAUUUUACCCUGUAUGUAAAUGUUUCUGGCCAUGUGAGAGAACGUAUCAGUUAAUAUAUUAACUAUUUUAUGGUGUUACAGAUGACUAAGGGUAAGUCAUUUGUAAUUCUAUAAAUGCCACUUACUUAUUUCCUGAAGUGAAAUGUAUCCAAAUGUAUCAUACCACGGGGUAUAGCACCAGGUGUGUUCAUGAUAAUGUCAAGACUGGAAUCAGAGUACUGUUCUAACAAUAGGUAGAAAAUUUUUAAAUGACAGAUGCAGGUUAUCGAAACAUAAAGUUCAUCAUUAAGUUAGUCUUUGUUAAGAAACCUGGACUUCUGCAACGAUGAUUAGUAACACCGCGCAACAUCCACACUACUUCGCAGUGUGACACGACACUUUUUUUUCCUAAAGGUGCUCUCCCUGCUGUAUUUUCUGUCUGGUUUCCUGUAGAUUUAUAUAAAAAAAGGAAUUUUAACUUACAUGCUGGUAAAAUUUGUAGUAAUGUUUGCUGUUUUUUUUUUUAAUUAAAUCUUGAAUCUUAAAGGCGAGCGGUUCCAGAGAAAGGCAUUUCUUCUGAAGUGGAUAUCGCGCGCCUGUUUCUUUCCGUUUCCCGUACAGAGCUCUUCGAUGUCUCUGAGCUCCCCUGAGGGUCUAGUGGGGCAGUAUGGGGGAUAGUUCAUUAGGGCUGCACCUCUGGUUCAGGACAGUGGGUCUUGUGACUGAGGUGGUUGGAGGAGUCUGCCUGCACUUCCUCAUUCCUCACUGCGCUCUCCUGUGUGCCGCAGGGUCUGCAGCACACACAAGUGACGGGCAGAUCUUCGGCCUUGUAUGUGAGAAUACUGGGUUGAGCAGAAAUCCUGAAGAUUUUUGUGGCACUCAGAAAUAAGUGUUUAUCUGUGCUUUUCACCUAUAUUUACAAACUGAAGACGUUCCUUUUUUUUAGGUUAUAUUAUUUUAGAGGAAAUGGCAAUCAUCUUAGUUCUGAUAAUCGGCAUAAUCAGCAAGGUGAUGACUAUUCGUCAUCUGAUUAAUUUCAAUGAGACCAUCUCAUCUACCUUACUGCAUUAAGUAUUCCAGAUGAAGAUAAUUGAAUUGUAUGCAUUUUUGCAAUAUGAAACUGAUUAAAUUACACCAGAUUGGAUAAUCAGCCUACGCAUGCUGACCCAGAUUGGAUAAUUACUAAAAUGUCAUUGUCUACUGCAAAUGUACAUGCUGUCAAGUUCUGCUAGUCUGCUAAAUGCUGUGUGGUUUUCAUUAUUUAUCUCAGAUUACAGAAGAUAUACUUUUAAUUGAUGACCAAAUAACAUACUGUAAAUAACCAGUUAGUGCUUUAUCUCAAAUGAAACUGGUGAAGUUCUGUACUGUAUAAUCAAAUGUGUUAUGAUUUUGGCAACUGAAUGUCUCUGAAGAAACUAGGAGGUAGUGUCCUAAAUUUUACAAUAGCUUGUAAAACAUUGCAUCAUAAAACAUGUGUACAACAUUUGGAAACAAAUAACCCUAUCCAUGAAUUUCAAGUUAAGUGAAAUUCUAAAGAAAAGCCUAAUUCAGUUCUAUCAUUCAUUUACUUUUACUUUCACCUGCUUAAGAAUUCUGCUGUGCUUUUGUAAAGCAGUUUAUAAACAGACAUUUUGAGAAUUGAAAUGAUUUGUGCCCUGUGCAUCUAAAAUACUAUUUAGUAUGAACAAUGUAGUCUGCAGUUAUUCAACCAAUGAAGCAGAAAACAAUGGAAACAUUAGUAUAGACGCAAGGAACACGGAUGACUCCCUGUUAAACAUUACUAUAUAUAUAUGCUAUAAAACCACACAUCUUCCCUUUGAUCAGCCUCAUUCAUUACAGUACAGCAACUGACAACAGCGGCUUGAUAUUUAUACAUAAAAAGAUCUUUUUAUUGUGAAAAGUAAAUAUUUUAAUGUACAAGAAAUGCUAUCCAAAUAUAAUGAAUGUUUUGGCUUAAAAGGACUGUAUAAUAACAGGAUGUGUAUAUUUUGAUGAAUAUAAAUCUAAUAAAAUGAGAACUAUCA